Homarus americanus (American lobster) is the source of this 690-nucleotide messenger RNA. RefSeq lists its product as uncharacterized. The transcript is spliced from 4 exons. Lineage: Eukaryota; Metazoa; Arthropoda; Malacostraca; Decapoda; Nephropidae. Bases 1 to 675 code for a protein of 224 amino acids. The record is from RefSeq and is a predicted model, not a curated record.
AUGUUGAAGUCGAGAAUCUGUAGCGUAGUCAGUGUGUUGCCAGCCGUCGGUGUACACGGCACCCCAGAAGGUGUACAGAAACUAUCCAAAGGAGGUGUACACAGGCCCUCUAAAAGUACACAAAGACUAUAUCUUCAAGGUGCACACGACAACAGAAACGCUCACCAUCGUUCAGGAGGCAGAGUACAUAAAGGUGCACACGGACUGUUCUCGGGGUGUACACGGCAGCAGAAGCGUACAUCAGGAGGCAGUGUACACAGGGAUGCGGGUCGCCUACAUCACAGCAGUGCUCUUUGUCAGCUGUAUGUGCUGCGGGGAACCUGCUGCGUGGGGUGGAGGUGCCUCAGUACGCCUUCGCCGGAGAGGAGGCUGUUAAGCUGCUCCUAUGACCUGAGGGCGACCCGCCUCUACUCCCUCAAGUGGUAUCACAACGGCACCGAGUUUUAUCGCUAUGUCCCCACCGAGAGGAACGCCCCGAUCAAUAUUCAGCCUACGCAUAAGUUUUCUGUUACCGAAGUGUCCCGGGACGAGAGGAGGGUGACGGUGUCGCUGACGAAGCUCCGGGUGUCUGCGUCAGGACAGUACAGGUGUGAAGUGAUCGCCGAACACCCUAGUUUCCGGACCGAAUUCGCUGCCGCUAACAUGACCGUGCUGAGUGAGUACAGUGAACCAUAAACAAUGCUCCUUUUU